AUGACUUUCCUUCCAAAGUGGUUAACUUUUCUAAAAGGCAAAGAGGUUGUUAUUGCUAAUGCUAUAAUUGCAAUAUUGACAAUUGGUGGGCAGCAGCUCUUCUCUUUUUUUACAUUCAGCUGUCCCUGUCAUGUUGGGCAGAACCUUACCUAUGGGCUGGCUUUCUUAGGAGUUCCUGCACUGAUCCUUCUAAUUGUUGGCUAUGCCCUGAAUAACCAGACUUGGAGGCUUGUUACAGGCAAAAGGUCUCCUCUUGAGGAAGAGACUACACCAAAUCGGUUACUGCAAUGCAAACUGAUCUGCUUCGUCUUGUGCAGCAUCACUGGGAGAGCACUGGUUGCUCCAGUAACGUGGCUAGCAGUCACCCUGGUAAAUGGCUCAUAUUACGUCUGUGCCAUGAGUGAGUAUGUCUCCGUGCACUAUUAUGGAGCUGAUCCUAAUGUUACUGCUAGUGAACGCAGAAGGAUACUGGCUGCAUUUCCAUGCAGUCAGUUAGUUCCUCCGGAGCUGACCCAGGCAAGAGAUGAAGUGAUACUCCUACUCCGAUACCAGUCACAAGUGGCUGGCUGGCUUCUGAUUGCUGUGGUAGUCAUCACUGUCUUCCUGUCUUACUGCCUGGCAAGCUGUUUCUCCCCACUCAGCUUUCUGCAUUUCAGAUACUGGAGCAACUAUGUCCAUAAUGAGCAGGAGCUCUUUGAUGAAGCGACGGACCAGCACUCCAGGCUCUAUGCCAUGCAGCAUGUAAGGAAGUUCUUUGGCUUUGUCCCAGGGAGUGAAAAUGUAAGGGAAAUCCGUAUCCCAUCUCUCAGAGAGUGGCAAGCCAUUUCUGGACUGGCCUUCCUAAAACGAGUGGAUGAGGAGCACUAUGACUACAGCCUCCUCCAUGACUGGGCACUCAGGGAGUCUGCACAUGAAAAAUACCUGAAGAUUGAUGAAGACCCUAUCCAUGGUGGAAAAAAGGCAAGCUUUAAUUCCCCGGUGCAGUAUGUUGCAGUGCUGAAACUUUCAUGUGAUGGACGCGUUGGUUCGUCAGAUGUAUUGUCAGAAAAGCCAACAACUUUCACAAUCACUGUGACAUCUGAAGCGGGAGAAAAUGAUGAAACUGUCCAAACAACCCUUAAAUUUACCUAUAGAGAAAAAUAUCCUGAUGAAACUCCACUUUAUGAAAUUGUCUCACAGGAGAAUCUUGACGAUAACGAUGUCACGGACAUAAUAAAACUACUAGAACAACAGGGACUGACUUUGAGGUUUGAGUUUGGUAAAUGA
Messenger RNA from Nipponia nippon (crested ibis), 1266 nucleotides. The record is from RefSeq and is a predicted model, not a curated record. NCBI's taxonomy places the organism in Eukaryota, Metazoa, Chordata, Aves, Pelecaniformes, Threskiornithidae.